Molecule: messenger RNA, 303 nt
Organism: Dibothriocephalus latus
Lineage: Eukaryota; Metazoa; Platyhelminthes; Cestoda; Diphyllobothriidea; Diphyllobothriidae
Source: the annotation of a GenBank genome assembly
AUGGACACCAUGUUGACGGGCAAUGAAAAAGCCGCUGCCUAUCUGGAUGAUAUAAUCGUCACUGGUUCGAAUCUGGAUGAAUUGUUACAACGCCUUGAGACCAUGCUCAGUCGGAUUCAAGACCAUGGUUUCCAUCUGCGUUUGGAGAAGUGCGUUUUCAUGCGUACUGUGGAAUAUCUCGGAUUCAUAAUCGACAAGGACGGUCGUCGCCCAGAUCCUGAAAACAUCAACGUCAUCAAACAAAGGCCUCCACCAAAAGACAUAAAUUCCUUACGCGCUUUCAUGGGUCUUAUGAGUCACUAA